Molecule: messenger RNA, 936 nt
Organism: Capra hircus (goat)
Lineage: Eukaryota; Metazoa; Chordata; Mammalia; Artiodactyla; Bovidae
Gene: TMEM179B
Product: transmembrane protein 179B
Exons: 5
Coding region: 14-760 (248 amino acids)
Source: RefSeq, a predicted model, not a curated record
CCCGCGCCCGGAAAUGACGUUUCCGCGCUCGUGGGUCGCGCCGGAUGAGGCGGGGCUUGGUCAGUUGGCUCCUUCGGUGGCGCUUCCUGGUGUCGGGGAAGUCAUGGCGCUGCCCUGGUUGCAGCGCAUCGAACUCGCGUUCUUCGCUACCGCCUUCGUAUGCGGAGCCGUGGCGGCCGCGGCGCUGACCCGGACCCAGGGCUCCUUCAGGGGCAGCUGUCCUCUGUAUGGCGUGGCCGCCCUGAACGGCUCCUCUCUGGUCUUGUCCAAACCCGCGGCCCCAUCCCUCUGCUCCUUCGUGGCAGGGGCCUCGGGCCUGCUGGCCCUCUACUGCCUCCUGCUCCUGCUCUUCUGGGUCUACACCAGCUGCAUCGAGGGCUCCCACAGAGGCCCUAUCGGGCUCCGCUUUGCACUGGCCACCUCAGCUAUAGCCAUCUUCCUGGUCUUAGUGUGUGCCUGUAUCCUUCGAUUUGGCACCAGUUCCCUGUGCAAAUCCAUCAUCUCCCUGAACAUGACUAGCUGCUCUGAUGCCCAGAAAACUCCGUGGAAACCCCCUGGAACCGCUGUGCAGUUUUACUCCAACCUACAUAAUGCUGAAACUUCUUCCUGGGUGAAUCUGGUAUUGUGGUGUGUGGUCUUGGUGCUCCAGGUUGUGCAGUGGAAGUCUGAAGCCACCCCAAACCGGCCUCUGCAGAGGGGGAACUCAGAGUGGAGCUCUGAGACAGAUGCUCUUGUUGGGCCACGCCUUUUCCAUUCCUGAAGACUAACCAAACAGUACUUCUGCAGCCAGACUCCAUGCCCAAGUGCCUGUAAUCCUCUUGCCCCGACAUGGCUCUGAUUAUGUGGAGAGCCUCAGUUUUCCCUCCAGGAGGGAACCAUGAUGACACCUCUCCUACAGCUGUUUCUGUACCAGUAUUCUAUUACUUUCUUUCCUCA